AACAGAGGCAGGGGGAAUCACGUGGAUAUACAUUGGCUAACGGGGAUUAAUAACACUGGUGUCUUGAUUGAAGUUCAGCUGCUUUCCCUGGCAAAGAGGAGGUGGGGUAGGGGAAGAACGAGAAGGAAAGGGAGAUAAGUAGAGGAGGGAGUUGCAAACACAUACUGUAGGAGAAUAAGAGCAGGGAGGAAAGACAGAUAUGGGGAAAGAAAAGGGAAAUAGAAAAAUGGAGUUAGAGCAGUGAGAGGGAGUGGGAGGAAGAAAGAGCGAGGAUAGGAGGCAGUGCAGUGCAGUGGGGAGGGGGGAGAGAGAGAGAUCUAGAGACAGGAAGCAUCCACUGCUACUGAGCCAGUCAGACGCAGGCAGGCAAAGAGAGAAGACUGAGGAGGGAGGCCUCGGCAUCUCCAAGGCCACAGUAGUGAGGGGGUGACGAGCUCAAGAGCACUACAACCGACUGAACAGUGGGAGGAGAAGCAAACAUGAAGGAGAAGAGCAGGGAAUAAGGCAGGGUGAUAAAUUCAGAACCAGGCUUCAACAGGAAAAGGGAGGUGGGCAGCAGGAUCGGAGCUGAAGAGGGUGGAAGCAGAUAAAAGUUUUGGAGAGUAGGAACCAGGAGAAGGCAGAGAGGAGGCCUAGAGUGAAGACAGUCCAUGUUGAUGGCAAAGGUAGGAGGAGAUACAUGGAAAAAGAGGAGGAAGCUGUGUUGGUCUCAGGAGUCCUCCUGUUCCUCUCCGGCGUCUUCUCUCUGUGAGGCGACUGGAUCUCAUCCAUCACCAUGUUCUCUGACAGCAGGCCUCGGGAACAGAAGGGCUUUAAGCCUCACGCCCCCCACUUCAUACCAUGGCUGCGCAAUAGUUUGAAGCCCCACCACAGCAGUGACUUGGGACUCAACGGACCUUACAAAUCCAGCUCUGAUGCCAGCAAAAAUCUGACCCCACUGGAGAAAGCAAAAGGGAUCGGCUUCUUUUCCAAGGAGAAGAAGGGGGAUCUGCGGUGCAAUGGUGUUGGGAUGGCGAGGAUGCUGCCUGUGGUUCUGAGAGGACAUCAUAUACUGUCAGGAACUCUGGGGAAGCAGAGGGAGGAAAGUCCUGCCAAGUGGAACCAGACCCCAGAGCUUCAACUAGAACCAAACAUCGAUUCAAGGGAUGGGCCGAAGGUGCUGGACAAGACCUCCACCUCUGUUCAGGACAACCACACCUUUGACAAGAACCAUGGCAGCAUUCUGAGCCUGAUUCAGUGUCAGAAUGAAGAGACCACCACCUCAGCCAGGAAAUAUGGGCCAUUAGUGGGACCCCCUCCCACUCCUGUUCCUGCUUUGGAGUCAAACUGUGAGGUGCCUGUUGUGGUGUGCAUGGAGGACAAGGGGGGGAAGGUGUGGAACUACUCCAGCCAUAUGUACAGCCACAGAGACUUGCAUUCAUCCAGCUGGUUGGGCUCAGACACACAGGGGGUCAUAAAGAGACAACAUGGCUUCAGCUCCAACUUCAGCUUCAUCAAACACCAGAGCAGGAAUUCCCAGAGCCACCGAGACCUGAGCACACUGAGGGAGCCCCCUGUGGAUAGCUUCAAUGGGCCCCUCAAUGGACUCAUCUUUUCCACAGAGGUCCAUCACAGAGGCCUGGGCUGCAGCACCACCGUCAGAAGGCCCAGAAAACCUAGACCAAGCUCAGAGCGCAUUUCCAGCCAGAGUCAGACGUGGUUACAACAGAGGACUUACAGUGAAUCGGAAGGAAUACACCAGAAGGAAGCAAGGUGCAACAGAAAAGUGGUUCGAAACCAGAUUAAACGUGUGGUGGAUAACCUGGAGCAGGUCCUGACAGCACUGAGGGAUGUUCAACAGGAAAUGAAAGAGGUGGUGCAUCAAAUUGACUACCUAACAUCGUCCAUUGAUCUGAAUGAGGACGAGCAGCAACAGCAUGGGACCAGAGGAGGAGAUGAUAUCAAGGCUCACAGUAGCAGCAGCUCCAGCUCAGGUUCCAGCUCCAGCACCCGUCAGAGAUCAGCAGAACCUGAGGAUCAGCCAGGAUCAGGCGUGUGGAGGGAUCAUCCAACCAAGAGCCAGUCUCCAUCAAAUGUGCUGCUGCUUCCUGUAGAGAGGAAUCAAACCCCACGCUUCACCUGUACUGUUGGGUCUUUUCCGAGACAAGCUGCUAAUCUCCUACUGUCAGUGUCAGACAAGACAAGCAGCCCACCUCAGUCCCAAACCUCCUCUGAAGUUACUGCAUCUCCACAAAUGACCCUCCCAGUUCGCCCCCCCACUCCUGGCCUUUCCCCUCUAACAGUAAACCUCUAUCACCCCAACAGUCCUGUUUCUCACCCCCACUCUCCCAGGCCUUUCUCCUCCAUCAGAGUCAGCCCCAUCUCACCUCAAUCUCCCCUAUUUCCAAAGCCUCACCUGCCCCCCUCCCUUAGCCCUUCUGUUUCCAAAGAGUCCAAACUGAGAUCUCAUCAGACCCCCCAAGGCGACCCCCCAUCUGCUGGCCCAGUCCCUGCAACAUCGACCCAGCCUCCUUCUGCCAUAUGCUCCCCCACCAACUACCAAACACAAACGGUAUCCAAUGCUGACAGAGAGAGACGGGCAUCCUUGGCAGGGGCUCACAGACCCUCCCAGGUGUAUGCCCCCCCCCCUGCAGCAGCAGCCAAACCACCAACAUCACAAGGCCGCAGAGGUCGUAAGCCUCCACCGUACCCACAUCACAGGCUUUCUGAAAACACAAACAAAGCCAAGGAGCCCCGCAAAGCCCCUCCAUACCCAGAGAAAAGAAGGCUGCUCUCGACCACUGUGUGAGACAAUGCAGCAGGAAAAGGACAGGGGGGAGGCUGAAUGAACAGAGCCAUAGUCACAGCACCAGCCAUGAGUCUGCAAAGAGUGGAGAGUGAUUUAAGGUUCACAGAGUUGAGCUGACACCAAGUUUCCAAGGUGACAGGACUUAGACGCAUCUUGGGGAUCUGGAUCUGGAUGUUUCCUGUUGUGGCUGUAAAUGGAGACUUAUCGAUGACAAAGCGACACAAACACAUCCCCCGCUGAGUAUUUCCUCAACCAAGAGGAUCAGUGUCUUCUUGACAGAUGAGGGGAACCAAACCCUGGCUAAAAAGGGCACGGAGCCAAAGCAGGAGGAGGGAAAGAUGUGUAUGCCACUAACCACUGAGUGCCAGGUCUCGUCCUUGCCAAGGGGAAAGAGACACAUCAAGAUGUGAUUCACUUCACAGAUGAACCACAUCAGACCUCCACUAAAUGACUGAACUCAGAGUCCAGACAUCAACCUCUGAUACACACAUCAUGAGCCCAGCCCAAAUAAGUUUGACUUUUAGAAUGAAUAAAAUUUCCUGUUACUUGA
Sphaeramia orbicularis (orbiculate cardinalfish) is the source of this 3338-nucleotide messenger RNA. RefSeq names its product protein enabled homolog. Lineage: Eukaryota; Metazoa; Chordata; Actinopteri; Kurtiformes; Apogonidae. The record is from RefSeq and is a predicted model, not a curated record. The coding region runs from base 776 to 2788 and encodes 670 amino acids. The transcript is spliced from 4 exons.